This is a messenger RNA of Oncorhynchus gorbuscha (pink salmon), 1721 nucleotides long. RefSeq names its product protein kinase C zeta type-like. The coding region runs from base 394 to 1638 and encodes 414 amino acids. The transcript is spliced from 15 exons. Gene Ontology annotation, biological process: protein phosphorylation. Gene Ontology annotation, molecular function: ATP binding; protein serine/threonine kinase activity. Lineage: Eukaryota; Metazoa; Chordata; Actinopteri; Salmoniformes; Salmonidae. The record is from RefSeq and is a predicted model, not a curated record.
AGAGAGACAGAGAGAGAGAGAGAGAGGGAGAAAAUAAUUAAAUAAAUCGCCGGGAGAAGAAGAGAGGCAUCGGGGAGAGAGAGGAGGGGAUGUAGCUACGUUUUCUUCCCGACCCAACGUACACACCAGCCAGGAUAAUGUGCUGAAGGAGCCAGAAAGAAAAGGAGGAAGGACACCGAAUCGAUCUACCGCCGCGGGGCCAGAAGAUGGAGGAAGCUCUACCGAGUAAACGGACACCUCUUCCAGGCCAAGCGCUUUAACAGGAAAGCGUACUGUGGCCACUGCAGUGAAAGGAUAUGGGGGCUGGGGAGGCAGGGCUACAAGUGUAUCAACUGCAAACUGCUGGUCCAUAAGCGCUGUCACAAACUCGUCCCUCUGACCUGCCAAAGGCAUAUGGAUCCAGUCAUGCCAUCACAGGAGCCCCCUUUAGAUGAGAAGAAUGAAGAGGUGGACCUCCCCCCUGAACACACAGAGGAUACAGAUGGAAUAACUUUCCUACCACACAGUCGCAAAGUGGACAAAGUGGAAGAGGACUCGAAGGACAUCAAAGAGGUGGUGGGCAGGAUCGGCGGUAUCAAGAUCUCCCAGGAGAUGGCGCUGGGCCUGGGGGACUUUGACCUGAUCCGGGUGAUCGGCCGCGGCAGCUACGCCAAGGUGCUGCUGGUGCGACUCAAGAAGAAUGAACAGAUUUACGCCAUGAAGGUGGUCAAGAAGGAACUGGUGCACGACGACGAGGACAUCGACUGGGUGCAGACAGAGAAGCAUGUGUUUGAGCAGGCGUCUACCAAUCCGUUUUUAGUGGGCCUUCACUCCUGUUUUCAGACAGAGAGCCGGUUAUUUCUCGUGAUCGAGUACGUCAACGGAGGGGAUCUGAUGAUUCAUAUGCAACGGCAACGGAAACUACCAGAAGAACACGCGAGAUUCUAUGCUGCUGAAAUUUGUAUCGCUCUGAAUUUCCUGCACGAAAAGGGAAUCAUCUACCGAGAUUUGAAACUGGACAACGUCCUCUUGGAUCACGAGGGACACAUCAAGCUCACAGACUACGGGAUGUGCAAGGAGGGUAUCAGACCUGGAGACACCACCAGUACAUUCUGUGGAACCCCCAACUACAUCGGCCCUGAGAUCCUCAGAGGGGAAGACUAUGGGUUCAGUGUUGACUGGUGGGCGUUAGGUGUGCUUAUGUUUGAGAUGAUGGCCGGGAGGUCCCCUUUCGACAUCAUCACCGACAAUCCUGACAUGAAUACAGAGGAGUACCUCUUCCAAGUUAUUCUGGAAAAAACUAUUCGCAUCCCAAGGUCCCUGUCGGUAAAGGCUGCCAGCGUGCUGAAGGGCUUUUUAAACAAGGACCCCAAAGAGCGUCUGGGUUGCCAGGUCCAAACGGGCUUCGCUGACAUCAAGUCGCACACGUUUUUCCGCAACAUAGACUGGGACCAGCUGGAGAAGAAACAGAUGGCCCCGCCUUUCAAGCCCCAGAUCACAGAUGACUACGGCCUAGAGAACUUUGACACCCAGUUCACCAACGAACCAGUGCAGCUGACGCCGGACGACGAGGACAUCAUCAAGAGAAUAGACCAGUCUGAGUUUGAGGGAUUUGAAUACAUCAACCCCCUGCUGCUAUCCACGGAGGAGUCUGUAUGAGGGGGAGGAGACCUCCUUUUCUUCUCCCACCUGUGUCUGUCUACUGCCCCGUCCACCCCCACCCCUCUCUCAGCCAAAUCAAU